UCGCUCGGAGAAGUUGUGCUCGACUGUGCUGUCUCACCGGUAGGGCCGAGAAGCCAGCGGGACUCGCGUGCGGUCGAAUCUGCAGCGUCGGACCUGCCUCCGCUAUGGAGUACCUCAUCGGCAUCCAGGGCCCGGACUACGUCCUGGUCGCCUCCGACAGGGUGGCCGCCAGCAAUAUUGUCCAGAUGAAGGACGAUCACGACAAGAUGUUUAAGAUGAGUGAAAAAAUCUUGCUUCUAUGUGUUGGAGAGGCUGGUGACACUGUGCAAUUUGCAGAAUAUAUUCAGAAAAAUGUGCAGCUUUAUAAGAUGCGAAAUGGCUAUGAGUUGUCUCCCACAGCAGCAGCUAAUUUCACUCGCCGAAACCUGGCUGACUGUCUGCGGAGUCGGACUCCGUACCACGUCAACCUGCUCCUGGCUGGCUAUGAUGAGCACGAGGGCCCAGCACUCUACUACAUGGACUACCUGGCAGCCUUGGCCAAAGCCCCUUUUGCAGCCCAUGGCUACGGUGCCUUCCUGACUCUCAGUAUUCUGGAUCGAUACUAUACACCAACCAUCUCACGUGAGAGGGCAGUGGAGCUUCUCAGGAAAUGUCUAGAGGAGCUCCAGAAGCGCUUCAUCCUGAAUCUGCCAGCCUUCAGCGUUCGGGUCAUCGACAAAAACGGCAUCCAUGACCUGGAGAACAUUUCCUUCUCUAAACAGGGAUCCUAACACUCUGCCCUCCACCCCACUUGCCAGGGACUUUUUUGGAUGGGUUCCUUUAUUUUUUUUCUACUCUUUUGACAUGCACUCUUGAUAGAUGACUAAUUCCAAAUAAAGCUGCAUAUGGAUACAUUGAA
Molecule: messenger RNA, 838 nt
Organism: Echinops telfairi (small Madagascar hedgehog)
Lineage: Eukaryota; Metazoa; Chordata; Mammalia; Afrosoricida; Tenrecidae
Gene: PSMB2
Product: proteasome 20S subunit beta 2
Exons: 6
Coding region: 105-710 (201 amino acids)
Biological process (GO): proteasomal protein catabolic process
Cellular component (GO): proteasome core complex, beta-subunit complex; nucleus; proteasome core complex
Molecular function (GO): peptidase activity
Source: RefSeq, a predicted model, not a curated record